Messenger RNA from Ictalurus punctatus (channel catfish), 3171 nucleotides. It is a transcript of the gene ascc2, whose product is annotated as activating signal cointegrator 1 complex subunit 2. The record is from RefSeq and is a predicted model, not a curated record. Gene Ontology annotation, biological process: regulation of DNA-templated transcription. NCBI's taxonomy places the organism in Eukaryota, Metazoa, Chordata, Actinopteri, Siluriformes, Ictaluridae. Bases 130 to 2421 code for a protein of 763 amino acids. The transcript is spliced from 19 exons. Gene Ontology annotation, molecular function: ubiquitin binding.
UUAUUUUGUUCUGACAGUGACGUAUUUUCCGGUUUCCUCUGUCAUAUUGGUUUAGCUUCAUGAGUUUAAAGGAAGAAAAAAAAGAAUUCCUCCUUUUUGUACAUAAAUACACACAGUAACUAUAAGGACAUGGCGUGUUCCAGAGUUCCAUUAGAUGAGCAGCGUGUGACAGAAGUGUCAGGACCUCAGGGCAGAGAGAGAACACUACCAGCUCUGCACCCUGAGCGUAAGGAGGAGCGGGGGUUCGUGCCGUACACUCCGCCCCCUGACGAUCACUCAUCUGCUCAGGUGGAGGAGUUUUUGGAGCAUGCUCAGUUCAUCUCGGAGGAUCUGGAGUGGCUCCUCUCUUUACCUCAUGACAAGUUCUGGUGUCAGGUGGUGUUUGAUGAGUCUUUACAGAGGUGUUUAGACUCGUACCUGCGUCUGGCUCCUCGUGGUAUCGACACGUCCUGUCUGUCUCUCUCUCCAGUUGUGUCUGAGGCACAGCACCGUCUUCAUCGCAACGUCUUCUUGGUCUUCCUCAGGAUGGCGACGCACAAGGAGUCCAAGGAGCACUUCAUCACUCCUGCUGUGUUUGGAGAAAUUAUCUACGACAACUUCCUGUUCGACAUUCCCAAAAUCCUGGACCUGUGUGUGUUGUUCGGAAGGGGAAAUUCCCAACUGCUGCACAAAAUGAUCGAGAACAUCUUCAUUCAGCAGCCCAGUUACUACGGCGACCUGGAGGAGACCGUUCCCUCCAUCAUACAGGUCUUUAACACCAUCCUGGAGCGGUGUGGACUGCAGUCAGGAGACGCCGCUGACAACGAACCUCUUAAACUGAACACACUCACAUGCUUCACUGCCAUGACCAUGAGAGAGGAGGAUCUCUCAGACCUGGUGAUCUACCUGUGUGACACCUGCACCACUCUUCACUGCUUCCUGGACAUUUUCCCUGAAGCGUGUAAAACCUUUCACAGACAUGGUUUCCUCAACAGACUCUCCUCUUUCUAUGAGGCAGCGGUGCCUGAUAUGGAGAGAGCAGUGAGGAAGAGGAGCUUCAAUAAAUGCGUACAGGAGGAUCUGUGGAGGAGAUUGUCUCACUCCCGCAGGAGAAUGGUGGAGAUCACACACACACUGCUCCAACACACCUGUCUACAGCCCAUACUGGAGGGCUCUGAGAACACGGCCGCUCACGUGGAGGAUUUUCUCCAAACCUUCACAACAUUCCUGCAGGAGAAACGGUUCCUGGCUGAUUAUGAUGAGGUAUAUUCUGUAGCUGAGGACAUCAGUCUCCUUCAGCAGGCAUUUCCUCACCUAGAUGACACUCGGACCUCGUACCUGCUGCAUGGCGUUGAAUCUGCGUGGGAGAGCGCGGGAAAAAAAAGACCUCACACUGUGUCAGCCAAUCUCAGUGCAGAAUCCAGCAGCAAGGCAGGCUGGGAUGCACCAUCCUCCCAGAACAUGGCAGAUGAAAAGGGGGUGGAGCUGAAAGGGGCAGAGUGUGUGAUUGACAUUCCUCAAAAGGGAGAUAAUGGGGCAGUGUGCAGUGUGAGUUCUGGAGCGCUGGAGUCUCUGCUCUCUCACAUCAGAGACUUGCUGCCGGAUUUAGGGGAGGGGUUUGUGAUGUCUUGCCUGGAAACGUACGGCUACGACGGCGAACUAGUCAUCAACAACAUCCUGGAGGACCGACUGACUCCUGAGCUGAGGAACCUCGACAGGAACAUGCCCAGACCGGUGAAGGAAACUCCACCCCCAGUGCUCAGCUCCAGAUCCAAUGCGUUUAAUGAUGACGAGUUUGAUGUGUUUUCCCGGGACAAGGUGGACAUGAGCCGUGUGUGGAGAGGCAGGAGACAGGGGGAGAGCGUGCGUGAAAUGCUCAAUGACAAACAGCACAUUAACGAUCAGAGAGACAGAUAUCGCUCCUACCAGACGGUCGUGGAUGAGGUUCCCGUAGUGACGGACCAGUCCGGUAACCAAGGCAACGCUUAUCUCUUGGAUGACUACGAUGACGAAUACGACGACACGUACGACAUCAACCAGGUGGGAGCCAACGACCUGGACGAGGACGAUGAGCUGCUGAACCGCAGGCCGUUUACCAUCCCUCAAGUGCUCAGAACAGGAAGAAGGGAGGAAGAGGAGGAUGAAGGAGAAGAGGAGAGAGAGGAAGAGGAGAAGGAGUCAGCAGUAAAGCGGGAUCAGUUCGUGCAGGACCCAGCCGUGCUGAGAGAGAGAGCAGAGGCUCGACGAGCUGCCAUGCAGAACAGGAGAGGCUACAGAGCUCCACCCGCAAGCAACGUGAUGGGCGGAACGAAGGGGCGGGGCCAGACUCAGGAGACGCUCCUGGAUCGCCGCAGGAAGGAAGCGAACAAGGGUCGAGGAGCCAAUCACAGUCGCCGAACGAUGGCAGACAGGAAAAGGAACAAAGGCAUGAUCCCGUCAUGAUGCGCUUCCGUUGCCAUGGCGAUAUGCAUUGUUGUGUAGUUGCCAGAACGUUUUUUUUUUGUUUUUUUUGUUUUUUUUAAAAACCAACUGGGAGACAGGAUUAUGUCCUGGUCCUGAUCCUGUGAGACUGAAAUGCAACCAAACCACCGCCACAUUCUUUUUUUUAAAAUUUUAUUUAAGGAAAAGAAUUUGAUUUAAAGUAAACUGAUGAAUAUCAGUUGUAGCGCUGGAGAACCAGACCAACCAUGUCCUUUAAUAACCAAUAGAUAAAUCCAUUAAAUGAAUACAUUUAAAACCAGAUGAAGCUGAUUUUAAAGCAGCUUUAAGCACUUUCUCGCUUCCUCCAACAAUAACUCCGAAUCACUGAACACAAUUACGGGGUUGUCCUUGUCUUCUCAAAUCGGGACACAUGAUGCUCAUUCAAAGGCUUCCCUGACACACCUCCUCCACUCAGGAGCUUGGCUCCGCCCCCUACACAGGCCGCCUCCUACCUCGGAUUAAAGUAACCUUGGCAACAAUAUUGUGAUUGCUUUGAGGUGUGUAACUGAUUAGUAAACAUUUUUACAUUAAACACUUCAGCUAAUCAUCAGGUGAAGUAACUGUGUGUGUGUGUGAGUGUGUGUGUGUGUGUGAGAGCGAGAGAGAGAGAGAUUCACCUGAGAACUUCCAUUUUACAGCAAAAGCAUUCUGGGAUAUGAUGUAGCGAUAAAAUUCAAACUGGAAAUAAUAAAUACUGUUUUGAAGACUUUA